AUGGCGAAAAGAGCAAAAGCAAAGGUUAUUAGGAAGGUCAUGGAUGCUCGGAGUGGAGAGUACUCUAAGUUAUUUGACUAUGCCCUUGAGCUGAAGCACAGUAAUCCUGGUAGCAGUGUGCAUAUUGCCCUUGAUCCUGAGGAAGAGGACCAUGUGUUUCAAAGAAUGUAUAUUUGCUUUGAUGCAUGUCGAAGGGGUUUCUUAGAUGGAUGCAGGAGGAUGAUAGGGCUUGAUGGUUGCUUUCUAAAGGGUCCUAUGAAAGGGGAGCUGUUGUCAGCUAUUGGGAGAGAUGCAAAUAAUCAGAUUUACCCUAUAGCUUGGGCUGUUGUGGAAUAUGAGAAUGAAAUACGUAUCAUGGUGACAAGAAGGAUUCAAGAGAACAUGAGCAAUAGUGAUAGAUGGGCAAUGACAACAUGCCCCAACAUUCUCAGGAAGCAGCAGGACUCGACAUCGCAUAAUCCUUCUCACAAUAGUAGUGCACCGUUGGCCAUUGAAACAUCACCAUCUAAAGGAAAAGGUCAAGCUGCAUCUCUGAGCACAAAGUCAACUAAAAGAAAGGCAAUUGAGGGUUACGGAUUGUAUUAUAGUGAAAGAACUGGUUCAUCAUUUAUUCAGACUGGUCAAAAGAGAAGAGUAGUGCCCUUUGGGAAGUCAAAGUCUGAAGCUAAAGCCACUGCUGAUGGGAAUGCCUUUGUUGUCAUUGAGACAAGUGCAGGUGGUGCCACCUCGUCUGCAAGAGCAACCAUCAAUGUUACAAGCGGGCGUGCAACUACAAAGAUUAAAUCUAGUUCAACUAGCAGAGGAAGGCCGAAUAAAUCGUGA
Miscanthus lutarioriparius is the source of this 822-nucleotide messenger RNA. The record is from the annotation of a GenBank genome assembly. NCBI's taxonomy places the organism in Eukaryota, Viridiplantae, Streptophyta, Magnoliopsida, Poales, Poaceae.